GCGGCGGGGGCGGCCCGGCCCGAUCCGAUCCAUCCCGGCCCGGUCCAGCCUGGCCCGGCCCGCCGCCAUCCCCUCCCUCCCUCCAUCCCACAGGGAAGAUGCCCAAGAAAGGAGGGAAGAUUGCAGACGUGGUAAAGGAAACACAGGCUCAGUGCAAACGGCCCAGGUUGGAUGCAGCUGGUUCUCCAUCAGUCCUGAGUUUUGAGAGCCCAGACAGCCUCUUCAGGAGCCUGAUCUCUCCCAUCGGAGAAGAGGAGUUUUUCAGGGACUACUGGGAGCAGAAGCCACUGCUUGUUCAGAGGAAUGAUGUCCUGGUGGCUGCUUACUACCAGUCCCUGUUCCAGCUGUCACACUUGAAGGAGCUGUGCAGCCAGGGCCUGUACUACGGGCGGGAUGUGAAUGUCUGCAGGUGUGUCAAUGGGAAAAAGAAGGUUUUAAAUAAAGAAGGUAGAGUGAAUUACAUGCAGCUGAAGAAGGAUUUUGACCAGAAAAAGGCAACAAUACAGUUUCAUCAACCUCAGAGAUUUAAGGAGGAGCUGUGGAAGAUUCAGGAGAAGCUGGAGUGUUACUUUGGGUCUCUGGUGGGCUCCAAUGUUUACAUCACUCCCCAGGGGUCUCAGGGCCUUCCCCCUCACUACGAUGAUGUCGAGGUGUUCAUCCUCCAGCUGGAAGGAGAGAAGCACUGGCGGCUCUACAAACCAACGGUGCCUUUGGCUCGGGAGUACAACGUUGAGCCAGAAGAGAGGAUUGGGAGUCCCACACAUGAAUUCAUAUUAAAGCCAGGUGACUUACUGUACUUCCCAAGAGGGACUAUUCACCAAGCUGACACUCCUCAUGGGAUCUCCUAUUCAACACACGUGACCAUCAGCACCUACCAAAACAACUCUUGGGGAGAUUUCUUACUGGAUGCAAUUCCUGGCCUGGUGUUUGAUGCAGCAAAAGAGGACGUGGCGCUGAGGACAAGCAUUCCAAGGCAACUGCUCAUGCAGGUGAACACAGCUGACUGCACCAAAAAGCUGAGCAGCCUUCUGAGAAGGCUUGCAGACAGUCUGGAGAACUCCAGGGAACUGAGAUCAUCCGACAUGAAGAAGGAUUUCAUCAUGCACCGGUUGCCGCCGUGCUUGGGAUGUGACUCUGAUCCUUUGACUCCAGGUGGGAAAUUGCCAAAAAUAGAUAGCAAAAUCAGACUGCAAUUUAGAGACCAUGCUAUCAUCACUGUGGAACCAGAUCAAGAGAAUGCUGAUGAAAUUCGGAGGGAGAUGGUUUAUGUGUAUCAUUCCUUAAAGAACAGGAGAGAAACUCACAUGAUGGGGACAGAGGAUGACACUGCCAGUGAGGAUGGCCUGGCACAGCAGGUCCUGUCUGAGGCUGCUGGAGAUGUAGCACACAUUCCAUGGGGAUCACUGCACCUCACUUCUGUCAUGUUAAACCUGUGGUAGCUCCUGUAUGCACUGCAACACCCUGUGUAGGGCUGCUCGCUUCAGCCUGGGGCAGGUCAGCACUGGGAGUAAAGACCUCACUCUUCCAAAAUCUAAUUCAGGUCUGCACAACUCCACCAAGGAGGCAGAACAGAGCACAGCCUGGCCUUGGCUUGGCCAUUGCUGCAAGGCUGUUAUUUCCCUUUUCAGCUAAAUCUCACUGCUCCUCUAGAGCUGAGGCUGGACACUGGUACCUGAGCUGCACAUAAUAUCUCAGGAUGUUCCUUCCUGCUCUUAAAAAAGAGUGUGGGAAUGAAGGUUCUCUGUGUUUCUGUGCCCAAAGACUGCGUAUGUCAGCUAGAACUAAAGCUCUGUGACCUUGCUAAAAUAAUGGGAAGAGUUAGCAAGAGGGUAAAUUUAAAUUUUUUUUUUUCUUCUGUGCCAUAACAUCCCUACCUUGUAAAGUGUGCUACAGUAUGGAAGAGUUACAGUUUUAUUUAAACCUAUUUUACUUAGAGGUAUCUUCUGAGGCAUGCUCUCACCAACAGGAGUGUGCUGUGGGAAUGGAGCACAUUCCUGCUGCUCCCUCCCCACAGCCUCACACCCUGGUGUGUAAUCAAGUCACUGCACUUUGCUCAGGGGCUUUUUCUGUCUCCUUUU
Taeniopygia guttata (zebra finch) is the source of this 2078-nucleotide messenger RNA. The record is from RefSeq and is a predicted model, not a curated record. Lineage: Eukaryota; Metazoa; Chordata; Aves; Passeriformes; Estrildidae.